Molecule: messenger RNA, 942 nt
Organism: Nestor notabilis (Kea)
Lineage: Eukaryota; Metazoa; Chordata; Aves; Psittaciformes; Psittacidae
Gene: SLC51A
Product: solute carrier family 51, alpha subunit
Exons: 7
Coding region: 1-942 (313 amino acids)
Biological process (GO): bile acid and bile salt transport
Cellular component (GO): plasma membrane; endoplasmic reticulum membrane
Molecular function (GO): transporter activity
Source: RefSeq, a predicted model, not a curated record
AUGUGGCAGUUCCUGCAGUGGUGGCCCCAGGAGGGGACAGAGCUGGUUUCUCAUCCCUUCCCGGCAGAGCUGGAUGUGGCCCAACUCACCAUCAUGGGCCUCGCCACCAUCAUGACGCUGCUGUCGGUUGCGAUCUUCGUGGAAGAGGUUUUCUACCUCACCCGCAAGAUCCGCUGCCCCAUCAAGAUGAAGACCCUCUGCUGGAGCAGCUCAGCCCCUACGGUUGUGUCUGUGGUCAGCUGCUUCGGGCUGUGGAUCCCACGCUCGAUGGCUACCACAGCAUACUUUGCUGUCUGCUUCUACCUCCUGAUGCUGGUCAUGGUGGAGGGCUUUGGGGGGAAGGAGGCAGUGCUCAGCACCCUGAAGGGUGUGCCCAUGGUUAUCAGCACCGGGCCCUGUUGCUGCUGCUGCCCCUGCCUGCCCCAGAUCACCAUGAGCAGGAGAAAGCUUAAGCUGCUGAUGCUAGGGACUUUCCAGUACGCCUUCUGCAGGGCACUUGGUGUCUUCCUGGGGCUGGUCCUGGCCACUGAUGGGAACUACAACCCUGCUGACAUUUCAGCAGAGAGCGUGGCCCUUUGGAUCAACACUGUGGUGGGUGCCUCCACCCUCUUUGGGCUGUGGGCCCUGGGCAUCCUCUUCCGGCAGGCCCGGCUGCACCUGACCGAGCAGAACAUCAAGGCCAAGUUUGCCUGCUUCCAGAUCCUCCUCCUCCUGACGGCACUGCAGCCUGCCAUCUUCAGCAUCCUGGCCAACAGUGGUGGCAUUGCCUGCUCACCGCCCUUCUCCUCCAAGGCCAGGUCACAGCAGAUGAAUGCGCAGCUGCUGAUCCCGCAAACCUUCAUCUUGGCAGUUGUGACACGGAUAUACUACCGCAAACAGGAUGACAAGCCGGGCUACCAGCCUGUCAGCUUCGUACCCACAGGCACCAACACCAAGGCAUGA